Molecule: messenger RNA, 1884 nt
Organism: Vigna unguiculata (cowpea)
Lineage: Eukaryota; Viridiplantae; Streptophyta; Magnoliopsida; Fabales; Fabaceae
Product: cell wall integrity/stress response component-like protein
Source: RefSeq, a predicted model, not a curated record
UUACUAGCUUCUCUCUCACAUGGCCCCAUAACACUAUAGUGUAGAAGGAGAAGAAGAAGAAGAAGAAGGAGGAGUGUAAUUGUUUUGGUACAAACUAUAAAACCAUUUCACUCCCUCUAUUUCCCAGAUUGAUUCAUAACUUUGUGGGUUAGGUCUAGACCCAGUCACCGUUAUAUCUAUUUAUUGCUUUAUUAUAUACCUUCUUCUUCGUUUUCUUCACAACCCUUUAGAUCCCAAUGGCUCCACUCUUGUACCUUCGUUGCAGAAACCUGUUCCUCCUCUCUCUUCUUUUCUUCCUUUUUGUUUCUCUUUGCUUUUUCACUGUUUCCUCAGAAUCUCAUCCUCAAAGCAGAGCCUUGUCCAGUGGCACCGCCAGGAGAAUGUUUGAGUUGGAGGAAGAAAACGAAGAGUUCGAACAACCCCUCAAAAAGAAAUCCACCAAAAACAAAACAACCUCCUUGAUCAAGCCCUCUAAUUCCUCCAAAAACCAAACCAAAGCCGUCAAAUUCAGCAACCUUAACUCCUCCAAAAACCAGACCAAAACCGUCAAAUCCAGUUACCCCAAUUCCUUCAAAAACCAAACCAAGUUAGCCAAACCAAAACCCAAAACCAAAACCGAACUCAUCACCGACACAGAGGUUGUCGUGAAGAAACUCAAUUCCACCGCAUUAAAGUCCAAGAAGCUGAAUUCGACUUCCACCAAGAAACCGUCCUCAUUGGAUCUCGCGAAAACGAGUGGGGGUGGCGGCAAGAACAAAACCACAAAAGCCACCGCCACAAAGGACAAGGAAGCGAGUAAAAAGACGAAGCUGGAUGAGGCGGAAUCCGACAAGAAGAGCGGUGGCGGUAAGAAGAAACAAUCGCAACCGAGUUGGGUGCUGGAAGACGAGUUCGACGAUGAUUUGGUUUCGGAGUUCAGAGAUCUACCCAAGAAAUUCCAACAAACACUGAUCCCUGACCUGGAACGAAUCUCCACAACCUCCAAAGCUUACAUCACGAAAGCCAACAAAGAGAUGACGAAAGGAUUCAAACCCUACGUCGGAAACAAGUACGCACCCACCAUUGCCACUUUACUCUCUUGCGCGUUCGCUUUGAUACCUUUGCUAUUGGCCUCGCUCCUCUUCAACAAAAUCAAAGCCUAUUUCUCACUGCAAAAACUCUUGAUCUUCAUCCAAGCCUAUCUCGCUAUCUACUUCUCCAUUCUCUGUCUCUCUUCAUUCAUCACCGGCGUUGAACCUCUCAGGUUUUUCUUCUCUACUUCGCGCUCCACGUAUCUCUGCCUGCAGGUUCUCCAAACUCUCGCUUACGUCCUCUACCUUUUGCUCCUCGUAAUGUAUCUUGUUUUGGUCUUCUCCACUGAGUCUGGGCUGGGCUCCAAGUUUCUGGGCCUGGCCCAAACCUUCGUGGGCUUCUCCGUCGGGUUGCACUACUACAUGACGGUGUUUCACAGGGUGGUGCUGAAGCAACCGCCCAAGACCAAUUGGAAGAUUCACGCCAUUUACGCCACGUGUUUUUGCCUCAUUUGUGUCAUUGCUGGAGCUGACAGAAGAAAGAAGACCUACUUGGAAGAGGGUGGAGAAGAGGGCAAGAAAAAUUGAAUUAGUCAAUAAUUACCUAUUAUUAUUAUUAUUAUUAUUAGCUACAUUAUACUUACAAUUUUUCGCAUUUUCUUUUAUAAAUUAAAAUCUUAAAUUAUCAAAGCAACAUACCAAACUUCCAUUCUAGCCAAAUGCCGCAAGGCUCUGGCUUUUAAUUUGUAUCAGUCAGCAUUCAGAUUCGUUCCAUAAAUAAAUGGAGUUCCUGAUCCCUGUAUAAUUGUAUUAUUGUACGAUGCAUCAUCCUGAAUCAAAUGAUAAAAUUGUUGGAUCUGGGUUUUAAGGUUUA